UUUCUGUGCUUAAUAUUUUAUUAAAUCUAUGGAUAAUUUCAAAUAGGAAAUAGAAAAAACUUGGGUCUUGUUUGAUAAUUCCUUUUGAAUGAUGAUAAGUAAAUCGUAUAGUACAUAAUGAUACACGAAAUAUUAUUUCAAAUAUUCAAUAAACCUAAUUUAACGAAAAAUGAUUUUAUUCAUUAUUCGAAUUUAUUUGAACUUCAAGAAUUUUUACACCCAGCUGAAAAAAAUUUGAUACAGAAAAUUCAGGAAGUGCCCUUUAAAUAUCAUAAAAUCGAAGAGUUCAUUAAAAUAGUCGAUAAUAAAGUAUAUAAGCAAAAGGUAAACAACAGUGAAGACUCUGAAAGUGAAAAUGCAUAUAAGGGGCUUUACAUCAAAGAUUUCGCCUAUGGUAUGCAUAAAGCCUUAGAGCCUUAUAGAAAAGAAGUUGUUGAAUUAGAAAAUAACUACCUUAAAAAUCCACAACUUCCCUUAACAUAUAUUUUAAGCACAGUAGAUAAGUAUGGAGUUCUUUUUGAUGAUUUGAAUUCCAUGAUUGAAGUGAUUAUAGCAGACAAUUUGUAUGGUUGUUUGCUCAUUGGAAGGUUACAAAAAUAUUUGUACAGUGGAAAUGAAAUGACAUCAAAUGCUGCUACUAUUAUAAUCAAGACCAUAAAUAUUACAUUCUUUCAUCAACUAUCAAAUUGGAUAAUUUAUGGUGAAAUAGUUGAUGCUUAUGAUGAAUUUUUUAUUCGAGAUGAAAAUUGUCCAGAUCCAAAUUUUUUAUAUGCAGAGCUUGAUGAUUCAAAUGCAUCUACAAUGAAGAGAAUGAGUGUGAGAAAACCCACAGUUGUGAACAAAUUCUCCAUUAACUGGAAAAUGGUUCCAAUAUUCAUUAAUGAAGAUAUUGUAGAAAGUAUACUGUUCAUGGGAAGAAUAAUCUGGAUAUUGAAAAAUAAUCCCCAAAAAAAAACCGAUGAAUUCAACUUUAUGGACAGUGAACGAGAUUUUUGGGAUGGAAAAGAAAUGGAUUUUUCCACAAAAAUAGAGAGCCUGCAGAACCAGACAUUCAGUGAUUUUGAAUUUGCCCAAAUAAUUGAAGAAUGUCGACUGAAAUUAACAAAGUUCAUGUUAUCGCUAAUGCUUGAAGAGGGAAAUAUAAAAAAGCACUUACACCUAAUAAGAGACUAUUAUGCUUUAGGAAGAGGAGAAUUAUUUCAACAAUUCAUAACAGCUGUGGAAAAUCAUUCUGGAGAUUCUUUGCUGGAUAAAGAUAUUGCCAAUUUAAAUUUUUUGUUUAUAGAAACUGCUAAGAAAUUGUAUGGAGAUUAUGAUACCAGUUAUCAGCAGUUUGAAUUAGUCAUAACAGAGGGGAAUAUGAUAACCUCCAACCUAUGGUCUCGUCUGGAGCUAAAUUUUGAUAUAAAAUGGCCCCUUCACAUUGUUUUCCACCCUAAAGCUAUGGAACUCUACAAGAAGCUGUUCUCUUAUUUACUUAGAUUCAAAAAGACACAAAUGAACCUUCACAGACUUUGGCAAAACCAAGUGUCUGGGAAACAGAAAAUUGACCGUAGGUUAUGGACGUUGAGACAUAAUUUGAUGUUUCUGAUAUAUAAUUUACAUUAUUAUCUACAAGUUGUGGUUGUUGAAUCGAAUUUUUCUAUUUUGGAAAAAGCCAUAAUGAACGCUAACGAAUUGGAAGAUGUCAUUAGGGAACAUCAUAUAUUCAUCAGUAAUCUUUUAUCGAAAACCUUCAUAUUGGACGCUGAUGAGAGUCACAUUUAUAAAAAUAAACACCGAUUGUACCAAGAUCCCGCAGUUCAUAUCAAUGUUCCGAGCAAAAUAUACAGAGUUAUCAUGGCUUUACUAGAGCUUUGUGACGACUUCUCCUUAGUUGCAAAGUCCUGGGACGAAGACCUCACUGAACCUCAAGUACUAGAAUUGGAGGAUUUUCAAAAAAGGGCAAAUACUAUUAUUGAAACUUUAUUAUUCACCUUAUUCAAUCUGAGAAAAAAAGAGAGGGGAGAUCAUCUUUUUCAACUCCUGGAUCAGUUGAAUUUUAAUCAGUAUUUUGUUAAAAAUAAGACAAAUAUAAAUUUAAUGUGAAAAUUUUUCUCAA
Coccinella septempunctata (seven-spotted ladybird) is the source of this 2101-nucleotide messenger RNA. It is a transcript of the gene Grip75, whose product is annotated as gamma-tubulin complex component 4. Gene Ontology annotation, biological process: spindle assembly; mitotic cell cycle; microtubule nucleation. The record is from RefSeq and is a predicted model, not a curated record. NCBI's taxonomy places the organism in Eukaryota, Metazoa, Arthropoda, Insecta, Coleoptera, Coccinellidae. Bases 118 to 2088 code for a protein of 656 amino acids. Gene Ontology annotation, molecular function: microtubule minus-end binding; gamma-tubulin binding. The transcript is spliced from 9 exons. Gene Ontology annotation, cellular component: equatorial microtubule organizing center; centrosome; gamma-tubulin complex.